Molecule: messenger RNA, 258 nt
Organism: Clonostachys rhizophaga
Lineage: Eukaryota; Fungi; Ascomycota; Sordariomycetes; Hypocreales; Bionectriaceae
Source: the annotation of a GenBank genome assembly
AUGCCGUUUAUCCAAGAGUACACCAUUAACGGAAAUGAGGCACCCCCCUCUAUCAACCCAGCCGACACUCCGAGUAGCACUCGAGCCAAUGCUAGUGGCUCCUCUUCUGGAGGUUCCAGCAAUGCCAUCCAAGGAGGCAAUUCUGGUACGCAAGGAGCGGGUUCCCAACAAGACUACGGCACUCCUUCCCAAGAUUACUGGUUAAUCGGGACUGGAGGACGAUUCUCAUCCUCAUAUUUACACUAUGGUCUAGAAUGA